AUGUUCAAGCGCUUCUCCGUCGACGAGCACGUCUCCAACAUCUCCAAGGUCAAGACCUCGGUCCAGCGCAAGAUCUGCCAGCGCAUCGCGGAGCAGUACCCGCUCCUCGACGCCAACGAUAGCGCGCUCAUGGAGGAGCUCCUCCCCAAGAAGGCGCCGCUGCUCGUCGCCAAGUGCUCGGGCACGGAGCACCUCCAGAUUGUCGUCGCCGAAGAUGGCACGCCCCUCUUCUUUAACAUGCGCGAUGGCCCGUUCUUGCCGACGCUCAAGCUCCUCCACAAGAUCCCGAACCUCAUGAAGCAGGUCCGCGCCGACAAGGGUGCGAUCCCGUAUGUGCUCUCGGGUGCCAACAUCAUGGCGCCGGGCCUCACGUCCAAGGGCGGGUCGAUGCUUGAGGACAUUGAGAAGGGCGAGCCCGUCGCCAUCAUGGCCGAAGGCAAGGAACUCGCGAUGGGCGUCGGUAUCAUGCAAAUGUCGACCGCCGACGUGCGGAGCGUCAACAAGGGCAUUGCGAUCGAGCUUGGCCACUUCCUCGGCGACGACCUCUGGACGCUCACGAAGGUCGAGUAA
This is a messenger RNA of Saprolegnia diclina VS20, 570 nucleotides long. RefSeq lists its product as hypothetical. Lineage: Eukaryota; Oomycota; Saprolegniomycetes; Saprolegniales; Saprolegniaceae. Gene Ontology annotation, biological process: formation of translation preinitiation complex. The transcript has 2 exons. The record is from RefSeq and is a predicted model, not a curated record. Bases 1 to 570 code for a protein of 189 amino acids. Gene Ontology annotation, molecular function: RNA binding.